AUGGAUAUUCUUUGUGAUGAGGAGAGCUCUGUGAACCCAACUGCAAACUCCAUAAUACAAAUAAAUCGUGAGAGAAGACUCUACAGAAAUGUUUAUGGAGCUGGAGAGAUUAAUAUAUCACAUCUCUUUAACUUGACUGUGGACUCUGAAAACCUAACCAAUCUUUCAUGUGAAAGUAACAUGAGUCCCCCGUGCUACUCUUCCCUGUUCCAGCUUUCACAGAAGAACUGGCCAGCUCUGCUGACAGUGAUAGUGAUUGUUUUAACCAUUGCUGGAAAUAUUCUUGUCAUCAUGGCUGUGUCACUGGAGAAAAAACUACAGAAUGCUACCAACUAUUUUCUAAUGUCACUUGCAAUAGCUGAUAUGCUGCUGGGUUUCCUUGUCAUGCCUGUGUCCAUGUUAACCAUACUGUAUGGAUACACGUGGCCUCUACCUACAAAGCUCUGUGCUGUUUGGAUCUAUUUGGAUGUGCUUUUCUCCACUGCCUCCAUCAUGCACCUCUGUGCCAUCUCCCUGGAUCGCUACAUUGCCAUUCGGAACCCCAUCCAUCACAGCCGGUUUAACUCAAGAACUAAGGCUUUUGCAAAAAUAAUUGCUGUUUGGACCAUAUCAGUUGGUAUCUCCAUGCCUAUACCUGUGUUUGGACUACAAGAUGACUCCAAAGUGUUUAAGAAAGGCAGCUGCUUACUUGCAGAUGACAAUUUUGUGCUAAUAGGCUCUUUUGUGUCAUUUUUUAUCCCUCUGACCAUCAUGGUAGUCACCUACUUUUUAACUAUCAAGUUGCUGCAGAAGGAAGCUACAUUAUGUGUGAAUGACGUUGGCCCAAAGACCAAGUUUGCUUCAUUUAGCUUCCUCCCUCAGAGUUCCCUGUCCUCAGAGAAACUCUUUCAGCGCUCUUUGAACAGAGAUGUGGGGACUUCUGGGAGAAGAACCAUGCAAUCCAUCAGCAACGAGCAGAAGGCUUCCAAGGUUCUUGGCAUUGUCUUCUUUCUGUUUCUUGUGAUGUGGUGCCCAUUUUUCAUCACCAAUGUGAUGGCUGUAAUUUGCAAGGAGUCAUGCAAUGAAGAAGUCAUCGGAGGACUACUUAACAUAUUUGUUUGGAUUGGCUACCUUUCUUCUGCAGUUAACCCUCUUGUAUAUACAUUGUUCAAUAAAACCUACCGCUCAGCUUUCUCUCGUUACAUUCAGUGUCACUACAAGGAGGAGAAGAAACCUUUCCAGCUGAUUUUAGUGAACACUAUCCCAGCACUUGCAUAUAAUUCCAGCCAGCUCCAACUAGCACAAAUGAAGAGUUUGAAAAAAGAGGCAAAAAUGAUGGCCAAGGAUUAUUCAAUGGUCACAAUAGGAAUACAUCACUUGGACAGUACAUCCAAGGGAAGUAUCAGCCCAGCAAAUGAAAAGGUUAGCGGUGUGUGA
Molecule: messenger RNA, 1416 nt
Organism: Indicator indicator
Lineage: Eukaryota; Metazoa; Chordata; Aves; Piciformes; Indicatoridae
Gene: HTR2A
Product: 5-hydroxytryptamine receptor 2A
Exons: 3
Coding region: 1-1416 (471 amino acids)
Biological process (GO): G protein-coupled receptor signaling pathway, coupled to cyclic nucleotide second messenger; chemical synaptic transmission
Cellular component (GO): plasma membrane; dendrite
Molecular function (GO): G protein-coupled serotonin receptor activity; neurotransmitter receptor activity
Source: RefSeq, a predicted model, not a curated record